This is a messenger RNA of Alexandromys fortis (reed vole), 1457 nucleotides long. RefSeq names its product 60S ribosomal protein L19-like. Gene Ontology annotation, molecular function: RNA binding; structural constituent of ribosome. The coding region runs from base 755 to 1345 and encodes 196 amino acids. Gene Ontology annotation, biological process: translation. Gene Ontology annotation, cellular component: ribosome; cytosolic large ribosomal subunit. The record is from RefSeq and is a predicted model, not a curated record. The transcript has a single exon. Lineage: Eukaryota; Metazoa; Chordata; Mammalia; Rodentia; Cricetidae.
UAGCCCACCCCUCACAGUGUGGCAGGAGGUUCUAGCCCACCCCUCACAGUGUGGCAGGAAGGUUCUAGACUGCCCCUCACAGUGUGAAUUAAAUACAGGGCUAAGUCAAUUUCUUGGCCAAAGUCCAAAUCCUCUCAUCAAUCCACGGAAUUGGCUUGGUACACAGCAGCAAGCUCCACAGAGAUCUAUCUCAUACCGCUCAACUGUCAAGACAGCGGGGUGGGCGCUAUCUCCUCCUCCACUGCCGAAGACAGCUUAAAUACUGCCGUUGGCAUGUCCACGGUAACAGCUCCUUUGUGCAUCUGUACGAUCCGACUUGGCAAUUACUGCCUCUUCGCUGGUCUGGAGGCAUUUCACUUGUUUAUGGCUUAUACUUGAUUUGCUUUGCUUUUCUGUGCAUAGCACUGAACGGAGACAUUUCCAAGAGGAAAGCCUGCGACUCUUUAGCCCAAUCAGGACCACACCCCAGAUGUUAAUAUGGGCCUAACAUCUCCCGGCCUGCCUUGUAAAAAGAGAUCAGACAGUUCUUCCCUGGAAGCGGCCUCUGUGACAUCUAAAAGCUGGGAGAGCUACAGCGCCUGAAUGCGUAGCUCGAGGCACCAGAGCCAAGACUCUAGAUUCCAGGAGAAGGGGCCAGCGGCCAGACAGUUCCACGGGAAAGCUUCACAGGGAUGAUUUAAUAUAGGUGUGGCUAUUACCAUCUGAAGCAGCUGUAUAUAAGACCUUACGCGCUUUCGCUGCUGCAUCCGCAGCCAUGAGUAUGCUCAGGCUACAGAAGAGGCUUGCCUCUAGCGUCCUGUGCUGUGGUAAAAAGAAGGUCUGGUUGGACCCCAACGAGACCAAUGAAAUCGCCAAUGCCAACUCUCAUCAGCAGAUACAGAAGCUGAUGAAAGAUGGGCUGAUCAUCCGGAAGCCUGGGACUGUGCAUUCCCGGGCUCGAUGCCGGAAAAACACUUUGGCUCGACGGAAGGGCAGGCAUAUGGGCAUAGGAAAGCGGAAGGGUACUGCCAAUGCCCGAAUGCCCAAGAAGGUGACCUGGAUGAGAAGAAUGCGGAUCCUGUGCCGCCUCCUCAGGAGAUACCGUGAAUCCAAGAAGACUGACCGCCAUAUGUAUCACAGCCUUUACCUGAAGGUCAAAGGGAAUGUCUUCAAAAACAAGCGGAUUCUCAUGGAGCACAUCCACAAGCUGAAGGCAGACAAGGCCCGCAAGAAGCUCCUGGCUGAUCAGGCUGAGGCUCUCAGGUCUAAGACCAAGGAAGCAAGAAAGCGCCAGGAGGAGCGCCUCCAGGCCAAGAAGGAGGAGAUCAUCAAGACUCUGUCCAAGGAGGAAGAGACCAAGAAAUAGAGUUUCCCUCGAGUCUGUACAUAGUGGGCUGCCUGUGGCCUCAGGUGGAUCAGUCAUUAAAAUAAAACAACCCUUAAAAAAAAAAAAAGACCUUACGCAAAAGGGCAAGGAA